Messenger RNA from Dryobates pubescens (Downy woodpecker), 2136 nucleotides. RefSeq names its product protein tyrosine phosphatase non-receptor type 7 (gene PTPN7). Lineage: Eukaryota; Metazoa; Chordata; Aves; Piciformes; Picidae. The transcript is spliced from 10 exons. Bases 1 to 1257 code for a protein of 418 amino acids. Gene Ontology annotation, molecular function: protein tyrosine phosphatase activity. The record is from RefSeq and is a predicted model, not a curated record. Gene Ontology annotation, biological process: protein dephosphorylation.
AUGCCCCCGGGGCUGACACUGGCACUGGCCACAGCUCGGGGCAGAGGGCACCGAGCACACCCUGCCGGAGCUGCCCGUGGGGGCUCCCCAGGCCGCGGGGCGGGCAGGGCAGUGCCCGCAGGGCCGGGGCUGGGGCCCGGCGCAGGCAGCGGCGGCGGCGUGGCCGUGGCCGGACGAGAGCCUCGUGGCUGCCACAGCAUGGUACAGGCCUGCUGGGUGUGCUGCAGGGUUCCUAAGGCAGCCAUGGAGAAGGCAGACAGGGCCAGCCCGGCUGCCAGGAAGCGCCUGCAGGAGAGGAGAGGCUCCAACGUGUCUCUGGUGCUGGACAUGAGCUCUCUGGGCAGCGUGGAGCCCAUCCAGGCUGUCUGCACGCCCCGGGACGUCACCCUGAGCUUCCUGAGGACAUCCAGCCACCUGCUGAGGAGAGAGGAGCUCCAGCAGCGUGCCCAGAGCCUGAGGCAGCUCCAGGAGGAGUUCUCGAACAUUCCCCCCAACUUCGCCAGCCCUGAGGAGCUGCAGGUCCCUGGGCACGCUGCCAAGGACAGAUACAGAAGCAUCCUGCCCAAUCCCGAGAGCCGAGUCUGCCUCCGGAGGGCAGGGCGCCAGGAGGAAGGCAGCUACAUAAAUGCCAACUACAUCACGGGCUUUGCAGGGCGCCCCCGGGAGUACAUUGCCACCCAGGGCCCCAUGCUGAACACCGUGGCAGACUUCUGGGAGAUGGUGUGGCAGGAGGAGGUGCCUCUGAUCGUCAUGAUCACCAAGCUGCAGGAGCGCAAGGAGAAGUGUGUCCACUACUGGCCCGAGAAGGAGGGCACCUACGGCCCCUUCCUCAUCUGCGUGCGGGGGGUGAGCCAGUGCCUGGAGUACGUGGUGCGGGAUCUGUCCAUCCAGCUCGCAGGUGAACGCCGGCAGCUCAAGCACAUCAUCUUCCCCUCCUGGCCUGACCAGCAGACACCUGAGUCAGCCAGGGCCCUGCUGCACCUGGUGGCCAAGGUGGAGGAGACUCUGCAGGCUGCAGUGAGCCCAGGGCCCAUUGUGGUGCACUGCAGCGCGGGCAUCGGCAGGACCGGCUGCUUCAUCGCCACCAGGAUCGGCUGCCAGCAGCUGAGGGCCCAGGGCCAGGUGGACGUCCUGGGCAUCGUGUGCCACCUGCGCAUCGACAGGGGUGGAAUGAUCCAGACCAGUGAGCAGUACCAGUUUCUCCAUCACACACUUGCUCUCUAUGCUUCCCAGCUGCCAGAGCAGGGAGGCCACUAGUGCAGGGCUCCCACUGGGCUGCCAGCUCCCCACUCUGACCUCUCCUGCACCAGCCUUGGGGAUACCUCCACCAAAACCCUUCCUGCUGCUGUCAGGCCACGGAGCAGCAACAUCAGCAUCUCCCAGGAUGAGCACAGCUGAGCAAACCCUGGGCACUGUGGCCUUGUGAUCCUGGGGACAGCCAAGGUUUAGAGGCUCCAGGUGGAUCCAGUGGUGCUCACAGUGGCUCCUGCUGCUGGCUCGGGGCAGACUUCACCACAGAAGGAAGCUUUGGCUUGCAGAAGCUGCAGUGCUUUCUCCUCAAGCAGAGCAAAGCUGGGGGAAGGAGCUGAAGCUGGGUGAGCACUGGGAGCAGGUUUUGCCUUUCAGCUGUACAAGAAGGUUCACCCUGAUGGACGCAGAACUGCUGCACUUACACUGCAAGCAAACAGCCUCCUGACCACAGCAGCCCUGGGCAGGGCUGGGCUUGCCCCACACCAGCCACCAAGCUCCUCUGGCUAAAGAUACACCUUGGGGAUCUGGUCCAAGAGAUACACAGUUGGUUGCUUUCAUCAUGUAGUUUGCUCUCCUCUCCCAACACCUCCCCAGCAGGCUGGAGGCAGGGCAGACUCCUCAGGGUGUCUGCAGCUUUGCAGGCAGUGUGGCCCUGUGGCCUCUGCCCCAGCGAGGAGGGAGGAUAACCUCCUGCUCCUUUGCUGAAAUCAAAGCAAAAGCAUUGUUGGGGUUUGUUGGGUUGGGGUCUUGGCUUUUUUCACUGACAAACUGGGGGGAGAGGAAGAAGAGGGAGAAGCAUUUUAGCACAAAGCAUGGAGAUGGAAACCUUCUGUAAAAUACCUUUAAGCCAUUCAAAAGUGGCCUCCAUCUGCUGGGCACUGCGCA